Molecule: messenger RNA, 489 nt
Organism: Penicillium brevicompactum
Lineage: Eukaryota; Fungi; Ascomycota; Eurotiomycetes; Eurotiales; Aspergillaceae
Exons: 1
Coding region: 1-489 (162 amino acids)
Source: RefSeq, a predicted model, not a curated record
AUGCCUCCAAAGCGUCGUCCCUCCGGCAGCGAUCGCUCCUCAGACGACAAGAACGUCUUCAUUCCACCCGAGCGCACCAUGAACGCCGCACAGUAUGCCGCCACCGCACGCGGAUCCAGCACUCCUGCAACAGCCAGAGCCGACCGAGCCACCCGUGCAGCCCUAUUGUCAACAAGCAACGACAAGAUGAGCCCACCUGCUUCCAAUCGAGCCCCGGUAAUCUCCCCCGAGUUGCUCAAUACACCUGUCAUCAAAGAAGAAGCCAUCGAGCCUGCGCCUGUGGUAAUGGCCAGUUCCGCUCCUACCAUCCAAAGUCCUCUACUCCCUGCCAGCAACACUAACAUGAGUUCACCUGCUUCUAACCAUGCCCUGGCAAUGUCGGAGCUGAUCAACCCGGUUGUUAUCAAAGAGGAGGAUAUGGCUGAAUUUGGGAUCGGUGCCGAUGUACCAUCCGUGAGCAGCAAGACGGACCCGGCUGCUAGACAGUGA